GUGGGUUUGUGGAGGGUGUACUGGGUACGUGGGUAACAUUGAUAUAGCAGAACGCCCAACCACAGCCACCAUUCAAAAAAGCCCCCAACGUACAAGCCCUAUACAGCACCAUAACGCCCCUCCCCACCUUCGACAUCGCCACCGAAGAACCCCUAAAAGUCCGUCCCUUCCGGCCGAAAUACCACCUAACAAUGGCCCUAGAAUCCACAACCCUCUCCUCCCUCCUCCUCAUAGACAGAACUUGCGCGGACCAACUCUCCCUCCGGCGCUCUCUAAUCGCCAACCGACGCGCCGAAGUCCUCGGCCUAACAACCCAGUCACACACCGCAGUCUACGAGCUAUAUUCAUGGCUGACGAACACCUACCUGCCCACGCGGUACCCCACGCUCUUCACCCUGCACGCCCAGGAAGACCAGCUAUUAAACGCCGUAACAAACGAUGCAAUGCCCCUGCACCCCGCGAGCGCGGAAUCCGCACUCGCACAUCUAGGCGCGCACGUGGAUACGGAUUUCUUGCUCCUCCUGCCCUCCCCCUCCCCCACCGCCAAUGGAGAAAAAGAUGUAAAAUACCACCUCACCGCCUUCAUAACAUGUUUCCCCAACGGCUUCAGCACUGCAUCUAAACUGGGGCUUUCGCUAACCGACAUCCACGGCCCGGUGCCGGGGUACAAGGUUAAGUUGGAGCGGUCGAUGGAUCGGUAUUUUGCGGGGCUGCCGGUGGGGAAGGUGGUUAGGAGGGGGAAUUGGGCGGUUAGUACGGAUGGGGUGUGGUGUUGUGCUGUGGCGGGGCAUGGGGCGGGUGUGGAGUAUGAGGAGGUGCGGAGGGAUGGCGGGGAGGAUGUUGAUUUGGGGAGGUGUAGACUUAGGUGUGAGAGGCAGACAUUGCAUCGGUUGCCGGGGUGUGGGGCGGUGUAUACGCUGAAGGAGGUGAGGGAUGAGGGGAGUGGGGAGGCGCUGGCGGAGGCUAUUGAUGGGUUGGAGAGGGGGAGUGUGCCGGGGAUUGCGGUGUAUAAGCGGAAGGUGGUUUGGGGGGAGAAGGUCAAGGCGUAUUUGAGGGGGGAGAUUGAUGGUUGA
Dothidotthia symphoricarpi CBS 119687 is the source of this 1073-nucleotide messenger RNA. RefSeq lists its product as uncharacterized. NCBI's taxonomy places the organism in Eukaryota, Fungi, Ascomycota, Dothideomycetes, Pleosporales, Dothidotthiaceae. The record is from RefSeq and is a predicted model, not a curated record. The transcript has 4 exons. The coding region runs from base 192 to 1073 and encodes 293 amino acids.